AUGGGCUGAUUAGCAAAUAGAAACGAGAUAAGAAUGAUGUUGAAAUCGAAACUGACUUGGAUGGGAGCAUUAAGCCAGGAUUGUUUCGAGCUAACGCUAGCAGGGUUGCACUUUAAUGGCGAUGAAGGCACCUUCCUGGUUGUCCAAACUUAUCACAGAUCUCAUCGAUGAGGAAGAUCUAAAUGUCUCGCCUCUGGCCGCAUAUGCGGCAGAAACGGGAAAAACCCCGCGAACACCUAAUCUCAACAUUGGCCUCUACCAACGACAACAGUUUGAACGAAUUAGCCGAGAGCUACCCAAUCACAGCUUUUUCGAGGAUGAUCAACCUCUGUCCUUUGGGCCCAUGACCCACAGAAACAUGAGCACGAACUCCUCCAGUAAGAGCACAAGCUUUGAGACCCUGCCUCAACAUGAGGGCCUCUUCUUUCAUCCCAUCGACGAGAGCCAGCAGAGACCCAUGAAUAAGAUCAAUUCGUCGCCCACGUUCUCUUACCAAACGCCUCCAACGGGCAGCAGUUUCAGUCAAACAAACUUGGAGAACUCGUCCAAGUUUCGAUCGGAUACGCCGGACUAUCCGUCAAGUUCAGACCUGAUCGACGAGCGCACCUUGGGAGGUAGAGCAUUCUCAGACAUGUCCACCAAGUCCUCAACCCCCAGCUCUUUGACGAGUUCGAUUUCCUCAUCGCCCGUGCAGAUGCUGACCAACCACAAUCAGAAAUCGCCUCGAAACAACACCUCAUCUCGAGCCAGAAAUUCGUCUCCGGACAGCAGACAAAGUCAAAGCUACCACCACAUUUCGCAUGGUAAUAAGAAGACCAUUCUCUGCAAGUACUACAUGAAAGGCAAUUGUGUCCAUGGCGUCAAGUGUGCCUUUGCCCAUGGGGAGAAGGAGCUCUUGGUCACUCCACAGGACAAGGAAAACCAGAGGCAUUCCAAGGUCAAAACCAAGCCCUGCAAGAACCUUCAUGAAACGGGCUACUGUCAAUUUGGAACCAAAUGUUUAUUUUUGCACAGUCCCUCGGAGGUGACCAGAACGAAGAGUCCCAACCAAUCGCAAAAUGUGGAAAAGCUCUACAAGACCGAGCCUUGUCGACAUUUCUUCAAGACCGGCGUGUGUAUGUUUGGUGACAAGUGUAUGUUUGCUCACGGGCAAUCCGAGCGGCGAGACAAGUUGCCCGUAGUUGGGGCAGCGUCGCUCAAGGACUGAAUGAAUUUUGUUUGUUAUCGAAAUAUCUCCCACUUGUCAUAAUGCCAUCCCUCUUCCUUCAACCCGAUAUUUACCUUUGCUAUUGUGAAAAGUCCAUAAAAUGAGCUCAGUCAACGCAGGCUUUUUCCUGUUCCUGUUCAUUGGCCAAAAGGGAAUCUUUUGAAACACCUCCAGACACCCCUCAUUGCCAAAGGCUCUGAGACAACUAUUUUUAUAAGAGGUAAAUCUGAGCAUGCCAGCCAGCUCCUGGUAGUUAUAAUUGUAAAUGAAAUCCCCCCACACAACCGCAACCCAACCCGCCUAUCUUUCCGGAUAGAGCGGACCCAGUAUUGAAGAAAGCUCUGAAGUCAUAAAUCAAAGUUGAACCUUGACGCUUUAACCCCCAUGAGCUGGGCGAUAAUGCAAAGAAAUUACCGACGAAUUCCGAGAGCAUGGCUUUGAAAGUCGCCACUCUGUUUUGUACUGAUAUCCCUGGUACUUACCACAUAUACCAACCAACCAACCUUCCUUUUCAUCAUUACUAGUAUCAUCACCACCAUCAUUAUCACUACAACUGUUUUCAUUACUUCUUUCUUUUAUCGUUUCUGAAAUCAUGUUAUUUGACAUGUUGCUUAUUGUUUAUACUUGGAAUUCAAAGCAAUAUGUUUCAUUAUUUACUGCUUUAUACAUAAUUCUUAAAACCUAGAACGAACCCCUAAUGGACAGUUGGUAUCCGUUAAGUAUAUGCGUAACUGAACUGCGUAUGGAACUUGUGGAAGAAGUCUAUCUGACUGAGAUAUGUUUCCCCUUAUACCUUUAGCAUAUUUCUAUUACCUUAAUUACACAUACCAUUAACACGGUGUUGUCAUAACUUAACGAUAACGAAACAUUACUAUAUAUCCAGUAAGUAAAACACAAAUUGCAUAUAAAAUAGACACAUUUCCUCUCCCCCCUCUUUCCCCCUCAAAAAUAUAUAUACAUAUAUUAUUAUAUUACUCUUCUGUCUGUGUAUGUCGAAAUAUCUGCAAUCCUAAUCUGUUUGUGAGCGGCUGUGAACUCCCAUCAAGAUGAUUGAUUCUACGAUAUAUUUUUUCAACGCAAAUUGAUAAAAGAAUUCUUUAUAAUACCAAAUGCACGUUGACGAGGUCAAUUGGUGAGACGGAUUUUCAUCUAAAACAAUAAGUGAUCCAGUCUAUUUUGUGUAUGAUGCUAUAUAAGUCGAGAAUAAAUGUAACGUGAUAUGUCAGUUAUAUAA
Tigriopus californicus is the source of this 2441-nucleotide messenger RNA. RefSeq names its product mRNA decay activator protein ZFP36L3-like. The transcript is spliced from 3 exons. Gene Ontology annotation, molecular function: mRNA binding; metal ion binding. Bases 116 to 1207 code for a protein of 363 amino acids. NCBI's taxonomy places the organism in Eukaryota, Metazoa, Arthropoda, Copepoda, Harpacticoida, Harpacticidae. The record is from RefSeq and is a predicted model, not a curated record.